Molecule: messenger RNA, 516 nt
Organism: Saccostrea cuccullata (small rock oyster)
Lineage: Eukaryota; Metazoa; Mollusca; Bivalvia; Ostreida; Ostreidae
Exons: 6
Coding region: 1-516 (171 amino acids)
Source: RefSeq, a predicted model, not a curated record
AUGGGGAAAACCUACGAGGCCAUGUUUUCGAAUACUGCAUCGUGUCCGGGCAAUAGAAAUGAUUGGGAAAAUCAAGGCCGGCACCGAAAUUGUUCUAAAACGAAUAAAGUCUAUCAUUGUCUUUUUGAUAAUAAUGGAACUCUAGGAGAAAUAUGCCUCAAAGGACCCCCUGCACAGGUUCCAAAAAAUCACUGUCCACAGUACAAUCACAUGGCGAGAGAUGUAAAUACAGUUCCUUGUAAUAAGUUAACAGGCUGUCCAGAUGAGACAUUCUCUUCCAAUGAGGUAUAUAAAUAUCCAGUUUGUCUACAGGGCAAAUAUACCGAUACUACAGAGAGUCCAAGUCCAAGUACAAUAAGUUCUGUUGUGUAUGAUGGCGACCCCUCAUCUCUACCGUGGCUAUAUAUAGGCGUGUCAGUUGGAGUACUUGUCCUCCUUAUUAUCCUCAUUAUAGUAGCUGUUGUGUGUUUCAGAAGAUCAAGACUCUGUCAUCGUAGAGGAUCCGUUACCAAGUGA